AUGUCUUCGCCUUCCUUUGCUCAAACAAGGGGCCAGGCGCUAAAUUUAGAAAAGCAGACAGACGCACAAUUAUCGAAGUAUUCUUCUUUCCAGAACACCUCGUCUACCUCAGCCACAGAGGAAGAGACCAGUAUAGAGCAAUCGAUAAACGAAUUGUUGGACAAGAGAGACCAGAUUAUAUCUGCGUUAAACAGAAUAUCGGAGUCGGACUUAUCAUUAUCAACAUCCAAGUUACAACAAUUACAAAGGCAUAAGGAAAUUUUCCAAGAACAUAAAUCCAUAUAUGACAAGAUCAAGGCAACCAUCAAAGAUGAUCGGAAUAGAAACAACUUGUUGUUUUCCGUAAGAUCGGACAUUGACGCGCAUAAGCAGAGAAAUGUGAGCAGCGGAAACGGAGGCAGUUCUCAGGAUGCCAAUAAUUAUAUAAAUGAAGAAAGGGUGAGAGUAGACUCAGCUAACUCUUUUGCCGAAAGAUUAUUACAGCAAGCGUACACCACAAGAGAUGAGUUAUUCAGCCAAAGAAACUACUUGAAUAACGCUCAACUGACUAUGAUGAAUACUAUUCAAACAAUUCCCGGAAUUAAUGUGUUAAUAUCGAGAAUUAAUACCAGAAGGAGGAGAGAUACCUUGAUUUUGGCCUCAGUUAUAUCCGUCUGCAUAAUAGUAAUAUUUUUAUACUAA
Messenger RNA from Dujonia railenensis, 681 nucleotides. The record is from the annotation of a GenBank genome assembly. Lineage: Eukaryota; Fungi; Ascomycota; Pichiomycetes; Serinales; Debaryomycetaceae.